AUGGACGAACAGGCGGGAGAGGGAUGCGAGCAGUCUAAACCGCAAGUUGAAAGGACGAGUUUUCAACUGUUUAAAAUCGAAAACAUAACCGUUGUCAGACCGCCUUUGUUAAAGGUCUAUUAUUGGGAAUAUUUAGAUGUUGAUAAAUUCAAUGCGAAAAUCGCUGAAGGACAACAAUGUAUUGAGCAUAAUUUUGUUAUACCCACUAGUCAGUUGAAUAGUAAGCCAUUGAAAAUUGUUUGUUGGCUUAAAAAUAUGAGUAAGGAGAAGUUGACGUUACAAUUGAAGCGAAUCAAAAACUGCGAUUGUGUCCUCAAACAGACACGAGUAGGCUUCAAUCAGUUUCGUUACCUCUAUCAUUGUCCGCACCGUUAUUUGGUUAAUAUAACACAAGAGAUGAUUGUUAUGAAUGCCGAUGAUUUGGUGGCCAUGAGCGUAAUUGCUUAUUUCUAUCUAUUCGGCACAUAUGUGCUGACAUUUGAAAUGAAGACCUCGGAUUCGCGCACAAUUCUCAUGCAUUUCCAUAUAAAUGUUGUCGCCUUUGAUCCCGUCGAUUGUAUUCUAACUCAUGAAUUGAUACCCGUUAAUAUUAAAGAUUUUCAACGAGUCGCUCAGCCGAUAUGGAUUUGCAAUAAAACAAUGCAAAGCAUACAAGUGUUGUUUAAGGGUCGCGAACGCGGUUUCCGUUUAAUAAAUCCAAAUCUGGUAGUACCGUUACUAAGCGUAUGGCCCUUAAUUGUGGAAUACCGUCCUAGCGAAUUUGAAAAUCAUGUAAUCAAUAGAUAAAUUAAAGGAACUAUUUUAGAUAUAUUUAUGAGGUCCCUUUAUCUUCAGUUGGAAUUAAGUUUGUCUUUCAAUAAUGUGCGUUAUAAAGUUCCGAUUAGCUGUAAAGGCUUUUUGACACAGCCGGAACCCGAGAA
Messenger RNA from Glossina fuscipes, 920 nucleotides. RefSeq lists its product as uncharacterized. The record is from RefSeq and is a predicted model, not a curated record. NCBI's taxonomy places the organism in Eukaryota, Metazoa, Arthropoda, Insecta, Diptera, Glossinidae. Bases 1 to 786 code for a protein of 261 amino acids. The transcript has 3 exons.